AUCACAGGAACGGAGAGCUGGAGUGUGUGAAAGCCUCAUCCUUUAAUCUUUGCUUCUCAGGGGAGUGAAUGAUGAGGGGGUUCCAGCGCCGCUUCACCGGAGGAUUCCUAUCUGGAUUUUAAUUCCACUUAGUCAGUGUCCAAACACUGGAUUUCUACCCGGGCACCAACUGCUCUAUGACCCAUAGAAUGCGGCAGACCUCGUCAGCCCGGGGCAUGGUUUCUUGAGCAGUCCACACCACUGACUCAUCGCAAGCAGCCACCAGUGCAUCCUGGGCCAUGAGCGCUCUGCUUCCCAACGCCACUGCUCCCGGGGGCGCCGCGGUUCUGCUGGUCGCCACCGGCGGUCCGUUGAACCUGACGGCGGCUCAGGCGGGAGGCGGCGCCGGCUCUGGGCAGUCGCCGGCUCCUCUCUGUACCGUGUGCUGCUGUGGGUUCGUCAACCGCACCUUGGCCGUGGUGUUCAUGGUCAGCCUGGCUUUUGCCAUUGUGGUCGGAAAUGUGGUCACGCUGACCGUCUUCGUGCAAACAAGGCAGUCGAGGACGCCGCAGGGUUACUUAAAAGUGUCGCUGGCGGUCGCAGACAUGAUGGUUGGUGUCCUUGUGGUUCCGUUCUCUGUCUACACUGAAAUCUCCCUGAUGGUGACCAGCGCGCCUCCUGUUUGGUUCCAGGGCAGCUCCAUUUCCCCAGCCUCCAUCUCGUCCCCCUCCUCUUUAUCUCUGGGUGGACGUGCGCGGCCUUGGCAGCCGUGCAUGCUGAUCGGUCCCGUGUUCGCCGGCUGCACGUUCGUCUCCAUCAGCACCAUCUUCCUCAUGACUGUGGAGCGAAGCGUGGCCAUCCUGCGGCCGCUCCACAAGGACGCCCUGGUGACCCGGAGGCGAACCCUGUUCCUCAUCGUGCUCUCCUGGACGGCCAGCUUCCUUCUGGCUCUCACGCCCCUCAUCUUCAGCAGUAACUUCACCCUGGAGUACAAUCAGUGCAGUCGAAUGUGCAACUACACCCCACUGCUGUUUGGAGGCCGGCUGCCGCCCGAUGCCAACGUUUUGCUGUUAUUCCCAGCGUUUGACUUCACGCUGCUUGGGGGGACGUUAGCAGUGAACAUUGUGUCUUUCACCAGCAUUCGACGGUACUCCAAAAAACGCAAACUGCUGUCAGAGGGCAGCCUGAGCGACGGAGGGGGGGGAGGGUGCCCUCACAGGCCGUCCUUUUCGGACAUCAAAGCUGCCAAAACGAUUGGCAUCCUGACAUUCGCCUUCACGGCUUCCUUCUCUCCCAUCGCAGUCUUCGUGCUGGGGAACGUAGUGGGGUACAUGUGGUGUAACUUUUCCUUUUUUGCCUUCUGGAUUCUGACUGGAAACAGUUGCUGUAAUGUCAUUAUCUACAGUGUCAGGGACCACCGUUUCAGGAAAGGCGUUCACCUGCUCUUUCAGCGUGAACAGUCCCCUCCCCCUAGCGAGAAGACUUGAUGUGUUUAUCAAUGAAAUAACACAUAAAUAGUUUGUCAUUUAUGAUAGGCAGAAAUUUGAGGUCAUUAUUUAUUGUUUAUUUUAUUUAUUUUCUUUUUCUUAUUUGAUGAUUUGCCAAGAAGAUUUAGAUGUUGUUCUUGGGUUUGCAACACAAAUAUGAAGCUGUAGCCAGCAGCUUCACAUUUGGCUGCCAAGCACCUCUAUGCCUAAUUGUGUUGUCACGAUGUUGAUUCCAAUUCAAUCCUGGCUAGAGUUUCAUAAUUGCCAUAACUCUCAGAGUCCUAUCAGCGUAUUAAAAGACAAAAUUAUUUUAAGAUAUCAUUUCCAUGUACAAUUCAGACAAUUAGUCUGAUACUGUUCUUUCCUCCAGCUGGCACAGUGGUUAGAGCUGGCGCUGGUGACGCCAAGGUCACGGGUUCGAAUCUAGCCACAGGAGUUGCAAGGCAGUGACUCGGAGCCUGGAUGAGGGGUUGCGUAAGGAAGGACAUCCGGCGUAAAAACCUGCUAAAAACAACCAUUUGACUCAUUUGCUGUGGCGACCCCUGAUGGGAAAAAGGCAAAAAGGAGUUUCCCAAGUUAAUUAUUGUCCUUUGUUGAUCUGCACCCACAUACACUAUGUCUUUGGACAAACCUCCAGUAUAUCUAUGCAUUGCAUGACAACCAUUUUCAAGACGAAACAAACUACUUGCAGGUCUGAAAAGAUGGAGUCAUUAUUUUAAUGAACUCCUGAUCGCUUCUACUGCCACAACAAUCCACAGCCUCUCCUCUGGUCUCCGGCCUAUCGCCCGUCCUCUCUACAGCUUGUGGCCAAACCCAGAGUAUCUCAGAGUAUCUCACUCAUCUGUUUAAAAAAAGUAUUGGCUGUGUGUUUUGAAAGUUGGAUACUACCUGUUGUAAAUGUUCCAAUUAAAGGAACAAUCAAUCGCUCCUGAUAAAAAUCUGCCUCAAGUUUAAGUGAAGCACUUUUCAGUUACUAUGUUGGUCGUUUGCAUUGUGACAUGUACAUUUUAUAAUGAUUUUCUUAUUUCUGACCAAAUAAAUGUGAAAAAAAAUAAACAUUAAACAUUGUAUUUGGUAAAUAAUUAUCAACUACAUAACUGGGAUGCCAAGCAGAGAGAGAGAGAGAGAGAGAGAGAGAGAGAGAGAGAGAGAGAGAGAGAGAGAGAGAGAGAGAGAGAGAGAGAGAGAGAGAGAGAGAGAGAGAGAUUAAACAGCAUUACACAGAAUAAUAGAAGGUACAGUAUGGUACAGUAUCAUUAAUGAUAAAUUUCUCUUCAUGUAUUGAAAAAAAAAAAUUCCUCAGUUUUGGUAAUAUUACAGUAAUAAAAUCAGCAACUGCGCUAAAUUGUUUCUAAUAUUAUUUUGUGAGUGUACAUUUUAACAUUUUCAGUUUUUUCAUUUACCCAGAAGUACUAUUGGGUUUAAUGCACUGGGAUCAAAUUCAUAUUUAUGUAAUGUGAAGAAGACCUGCAGUUACACCACAGGGUCCUGGGUGCCCAGCAUGAAAAAGCAGAAUGAGCUCUAUAGCGCUGUCUCAACUCCGACACAGCUCAAGC
This is a messenger RNA of Betta splendens (Siamese fighting fish), 3022 nucleotides long. Its product is annotated as trace amine-associated receptor 13c-like. The record is from RefSeq and is a predicted model, not a curated record. Gene Ontology annotation, molecular function: G protein-coupled receptor activity. The transcript is spliced from 3 exons. Bases 279 to 1466 code for a protein of 395 amino acids. Gene Ontology annotation, cellular component: membrane. Lineage: Eukaryota; Metazoa; Chordata; Actinopteri; Anabantiformes; Osphronemidae. Gene Ontology annotation, biological process: G protein-coupled receptor signaling pathway.